ACACAAAAAACAACCAAAUUGAAGAAAAAUUUACGGAAAAUAAAACAAUAAUAAUAAGCAAAUCCUCACCGAGGUGCUGUGAAAAUCGUGGCAAAACAUAAAUUUAAUAAAAAUAAAAAAAAUAUAUUAAUAUUGAAUAAAGUAAAAGAAGAUAAAAUGCAGAUGACACGAAUGUUGUUACAAGAACCAGGAUGGAAAUUGGAAAAAAAAGGUUCAGCAUUGUUUUUACGACGUGACAGUUCUCAUACAAAAUCAACUCGUGUAUGUUUUAAAUGUGACGUUGAAGUUAGAGAAUAUGAAAGAGAUGAAGAUUAUGGUGACAAUGAACAACAAGAAAUUGCAGCAAGUCCAUUGGCAAUGUGUGCAAGUUGUCUUGCUGCACUUUGUGUCACUGUUUUAUUGCCAUGGUUACUUCUUGGUGGUUAAAUUAAUCAACUCUAUUUUUUUUCAUCUUGAUUGAUUAUUUAAUUUAUAAAAUUAUUCCUUCUUUUUUUCUUUUAAUUAAGAUUGUUAUUUAUUUUUUAUUUUUUAAUUAAAACUGAAAAAUAAUCAAAUGUGAUGAGUGAUUUGUUGAGAAACUAAUAAUAAGACUGUUUAUAAUUUUUUUUCUUUUAUUUUAUUUUCAAUUAUUUUGUAUAUAUUUAUAUAUAAUAUUAGAAAAAAUAUAAAAUGAAAAAUCUGAUAAAGAAAACUGAUGGUUUCUUUGUGAAAAGUGAUUUUAUGAAAUUGAAUGAAAUGAAACUUCAAAAGAAAAUUGUUUGAGUAAAAACAAGAUAAAAAAAAACAGUCAAAUGUGGAUAUAGGAUUUUAUUCGUAUACAUGUACUGUAUGUAUUUUAGAAUUUUUGAAAGAUUGACAAAUCUAGGAUACUUGAAAGCAAAAAUAAACAAAAAAUAUUCUAUUAUUUUAGAUAAAAUUUUUCAUCUUGCUUUUAUACAAUUGAUGUAUUUAUUUUUCUUUGGCAUCUGAUGAAUUUACUAAAACAACUGUAGCUCUAAACACUGUGUAUUUAUUUUUUUUCUUCAAAUGACAAAAAAAAAAAAAGAUAUCAAACUUGUUUACACGUUAUUUCAA
Aphidius gifuensis is the source of this 1074-nucleotide messenger RNA. RefSeq lists its product as uncharacterized. The coding region runs from base 157 to 426 and encodes 89 amino acids. The transcript has a single exon. NCBI's taxonomy places the organism in Eukaryota, Metazoa, Arthropoda, Insecta, Hymenoptera, Braconidae. The record is from RefSeq and is a predicted model, not a curated record.